This is a messenger RNA of Drepanopeziza brunnea f. sp. 'multigermtubi' MB_m1, 2478 nucleotides long. Lineage: Eukaryota; Fungi; Ascomycota; Leotiomycetes; Helotiales; Drepanopezizaceae. The record is from RefSeq and is a predicted model, not a curated record.
AUGGGCGACGUUUCCCCUACCCCCUCUCCGACCAAACGCCGGAGGACCAGAGGCCGCAUUGCGUCGAAGAAUGUCAAGAGUAUUAAGAGUACGCUUGGUAGAGCUAGUUUGAGCCCCUGUGGUGAGUCUUACAUCAUGAACCCCUACUACUCCAGCAAGGCCUUGCCUAACCUCGUACCAGAAUUGAAAUGGCCUCCGCGCCUGGUUCCUGUCGAGAUAUUCGGCCUGAUCACAUCCUACCUCCCGAGAUCCAAUAUCCAGAAUAUGCGCUUGGUCAAUAAGGAGUUUGACAAGAAGAUAUCCGAGGUCCUCUUCCGAACGGUGGUGGUGCCAUUUCGACCCGAGAUCUACGGAAUCACCCCCGAGACGACGAGUUCCAACGAUGAGGUACAGCAAUCGAUCAUGAUCCAAGAUCAGGGCAUGAGGGUAUUCGGAAACUGGAUUCAGAGGUUUGCUAUGAGUUUCGAGAUCGAUUAUUUCAAAUUGUCAAGCCCUCCCCUCAAAUGUGAACAAGAAGCCAUCACCAGCUUUUGGGGUAUCUACAGAUGGCCAUUCAAGACGUACAACAGAUACUCGGCGCUGGAAGGGCUGGAACAGACUGCAGAUGAAACAAGAACGAUGGCAAAGGCCUUGCAGUUCAUCUCCAAUGUCAAAGAGCUCGGCCUGUCUAUUGACGGUGGCCUGGGCUGGCUUGCUGGUCCAGAUGUCAGCCAGAGGGUUGCAGAACGUGGCGGCAAACUGCCAGUCUUUGGCGCUUCAAAAUUCAUGCCCGAGACCUCUAGGCGUAGAAAGAAAGCCAGACAGCCCCUGAAGCUAUUUCCUCCCAUGGAGCCGGACCCGGAACCGCACUCUGCGAUCUGCACGAGAAUCUUAGAACAUUCGGGAUACACCGGAGAGCAUCUUCAGUCAGCUAUGAAAUUGCUUCAGGAAAAUGAAGGUGAGGAAAUUUUGGAAGAUAUUGAUAUCGAAUUACAGGCCAUCAAUGACGUCACAUGGGAAGGUCUUCGAGCUAACCUUGAAUCUCCCGCCUUCGGUAUCCGUCGCUAUCCAGACCCCCAGCGGUGUGGCGGGCUUACGGCAAACAUUCUCUCUCAGGGUGAUGAAGAAGAUUUCGAAGAAGAUGCAGAGAGCAUUAGCAAUCAGCAAAGCAUGUGGGCUGCAGAUAGCACUCAGCCAGGCAACGGGGGCUUUCGAUACACGCCCAAGAACGGACGCGAUUCCCUGAAACCUAAUGACCUCACUAACGCACAGCGAGAGAUGUUGCUAGAGAUGGAGUGGGCUCAGAAUGCAUUCAUUCAUUCGUGGGUCAUCGCAAUAAUGGACAAUCAGUAUCAUCAAACAUUCAAGAAUCUUGAGGCCAUUACCAUCGCGCGCAUUCCCACUCGCCAUCUUGCAGCCCUCCGUCGCAAAGACUUCUGGGACAGCAUUCCUCAAUUGAAGAGCUUUUCUCUGGCGGUCAUAGCCGAUUGGCGGGAGGUCAAGAAGGAGGCCACGAGCUGGGUUCAAGAUACAAAGGUAGCCCCCUCGAACUCUGUUACGGCCGUCUUUGAUAUCAUCAAUCAGCAAAUAUCAAGGCGGAAGAACAUCAGUGCUCUCCAUUUCGAGUGGCUAUGUGGUGGUGAAUACGCCCCUGGCAUGUUUUCCCGCAACCAGAAUAUCUUGGCGGCCCCGGUUGUUGCGACCGCAAUGCAUAUGGUGAACAGAGCACAAGAACGCGCCGUCUUAGCCCUCCCACACAUUGAACAUCUCUCUCUGAAGAAUUGCUGGUUGAGCCCUCAUAUCUUGAGCAAACUGUUGCUUCCGAUGAGAAAACAGGUCCUGCAAAGCAUCUCCUUUGACUCCGUCUCCUUAACGGCGACGCUACCGAGAUACGCCGAGCCGAAGCCGAUUACCGAAGCCGCUGCUGUGCAUGUCUUGCAGGGUGCUCUUAUUCCGUUAAUGGCACCUUUAGUGCCUCCUAAUGAAACUCAAGAGAAUGAUCAGCCGGAUUGGCUCGAUCCGCCUCGGAGUGGCUCUUGGACAGAGAUAAUUGACAAGCUGAGCCCGGGAACCACCUUGGCUGGACUUCGGUAUUCGAGAGAUCAAGACCAAGAUCUAACUUCAAAGCCAGAGGCCAGAGAAGAAACAAAGCUCACCAAACUGGCUUUCAGGUCAUGCGGUUAUGUCCGAGUCCCUCUUGACUUCGACCAGAGCGUCCUCGAGCCGCCUCAGCCUUUACCUCAGGCAAGCGCUACCUUGAAUCAAAGAUACAACGAGUUGGAUCCGUACAUGAUGAAACCACUGGAAGCCCACACUAUGGCUACGAUCAUCAACUACAUCGAUCCCGUUGAGUCUAUUGUCCUCGAGAACGCAUGGAACAUGAUCGUUGGCUGGCGCACCUCGCCCACCUCGCAUUCGGAGCAACUUGUGGAGGCCAUGCUGGACGGGAUUCCUAAUGCAGGUGACGGUCGAUUUGACGGUUGCAUUGAGACUGCAUAA